Messenger RNA from Grus americana (Whooping crane), 1188 nucleotides. RefSeq names its product sarcoglycan zeta (gene SGCZ). NCBI's taxonomy places the organism in Eukaryota, Metazoa, Chordata, Aves, Gruiformes, Gruidae. Gene Ontology annotation, cellular component: sarcoglycan complex; sarcolemma. Gene Ontology annotation, biological process: heart contraction; cardiac muscle tissue development. The record is from RefSeq and is a predicted model, not a curated record. The transcript is spliced from 8 exons. Bases 98 to 1066 code for a protein of 322 amino acids.
UUUUUUUUUCCCCCUUGUAUUUUUUUAUUUAUUUAUUUUUUGGCACAACUUCCCUAGUUCCCCCUCCGCUCCGCUCCGCUCCGCUCAGUUUCGCUCUAUGGACAGAUCAGCAAACCUGGACACGGAGGAGCUCAAGAUGACACGAGAGCAGUAUAUAUUAGCAACACAACAGAACAGCCUUCCAAGGACUGAACAUCCUCAGUUUUACCCAGUAGGGAUUUAUGGAUGGCGAAAGAGGUGCUUAUACUUCUUUGUCCUUCUGCUGUUGGUUACCAUGAUUGUUAACUUAGCAAUGACAAUAUGGAUUUUGAAGGUUAUGAAUUUCACAGUGGAUGGAAUGGGAAAUUUGAGAGUCACUAAAAAAGGAAUACGACUUGAAGGAAUAUCUGAAUUUCUACUCCCACUAUACGUGAAAGAAAUCCAUUCCCGAAAGGAUAGCCCACUGGUCUUACAGUCUGACAGAAAUGUAACAGUGAAUGCAAGAAAUCACAUGGGACAGUUAACUGGACAACUGACAGUAGGAGCUGAUGCUGUGGAGGCCCAGUGUAAGAGGUUUGAAGUGAGGGCAAGUGAAGGUGGAAAAGUAUUGUUUUCUGCAGAUGAAGAUGAGAUUGUCAUUGGAGCAGACAGACUGAAAGUAACAGGCACGGAAGGGGCAGUGUUUGGGCACUCUGUGGAGACACCCCAUAUCAGAGCAGAACCUUCCCAAGACCUCAAACUUGAAUCUCCUACUAGAUCUUUGGUGAUGGAAGCACCCAGGGGAGUGCAAGUCAAUGCAGCUGCAGGAGACUUAAAGGCUACCUGUAGGAAAGAACUGCACUUACAGUCCACAGAAGGGGAGAUAUUUUUAAACGCAGAUACAAUCCGCCUGGGAAAUCUACCAGUGGGUUCCUUUUCCUCUUCUUCCUCCUCCUCCUCCUCCUCCUCUUCCUCCUCACCCAGCUCUUCAGCUCCUCGCCAGACUAUCUAUGAGCUCUGCGUCUGUCCCAACGGUAAACUUUACCUGUCCCCAGCAGGAGCAAGCUCCACGUGUCAAUCCAGUAGCAACAUCUGCUUGUGGAGCUAGAACGACUCCAAUUUAUCCUCACACCAGAAUAGCCUUUUGUUACUAUCCCUCUGCUUCACAGUUCUGCUCGGUUUCCCUUGUGACAAGUUCGACGCUUCAAACGGCCUGCAGAGCAACUUCUU